Messenger RNA from Chiloscyllium plagiosum (whitespotted bambooshark), 6160 nucleotides. Lineage: Eukaryota; Metazoa; Chordata; Chondrichthyes; Orectolobiformes; Hemiscylliidae. The record is from RefSeq and is a predicted model, not a curated record.
UGGAGAGAAUUUCCACGUGUCGCCCAAGGACGCGAAGAUGGGUCUGCUGACACCAAUCCUCCUGGCACUUGUCACAAGUGCCAUUCUUACAAAUGCCACAGAACCAACUACCACCACAGGAACAACAACAUCAGAACCAACUACCACCGCAGGAACAACAGCAUCAGAACCAACUACUACCGCAGGAACAACAACACCAGAACCAACGACCACUGCAGGAACAACAGCAUCAGAACCAACUACCACCGCAGGAACAACAACAUCAGAACCAACUACCACCGCAGGGACAACAGCAUCAGAACCAUCUACCACCGCAGGAACUACAGCAUCAGAACCAACUACCACCGCAGGAACAACAGCAUCAGAACCAACUACCACCGCAGGAACAACAACACCAAAAGCAACUACCACUGCAGGAACAACAGCAUCAGAACCAACGACCACCGCAGGAACAACAACACCAGAACCAACGACCACCGCAGGAACAACAGCAUCAGAACCAACUACCACCGCAGGAACAACAGCAUCAGAACCAACUACCACCGCAGGGACAACAACACCAGAACCAACUACCACAGCAGGAACAACACCAGAACCAACUACCACCGCAGGAACAACAACACCAGAAGCAACUACCACCGCAGGAACAACAGCAUCAGAACCAACUACCACCGCAGGAACAACAACACCAGAACCAACUACCACCGCAGGAACAACAGCAUCAGAACCAACUACCACCGCAGGAACAACAACAUCAGAACCAACUACCACAACCACUGGUACAACAACACCAGAACCAACUACCACAACCACUGGUACAACAACUGAAACAACAUUCUCAGCAACUACUUCAAUCACAACUCCUCCAACCAGUACAGUGGCACCAGUAACCGUUCCUGUGACUCGUUUGGAGUUCCGAUUAGAUGAAACGUUUACACCAGGUUUAAGCAAUCCUAAUUCUGAUGAGUUCAGGAAUCUUGCGGUUGAUAUAGAAGCUACACUCGGGAGAAUAUACCGAAGAAGGCUGCUUAAUUUUAUUCGGGCAAGGGUCAACAGUUUCAGUCCGGGAUCCAUUGCUGUAAACAGCAGCUUGUUUUUUGAAGAAAACACUCAGCCACUAUCUCCUUCAGAAACAGUCAAAGUGUUGGCAAACGAAGUGAAUAAUAGCACGAAUUUAGGGAACCUUUCAGUCAUUCAGGAAUCCAUCCAGUCUGAAAGUAUCACUGUGAACAAUUUGGAGCCAGUUUCUCUGAAUAUUUUGUUUGUGAUAGAAAACGUGACUUUUACUGAUUCACUCACCAGCAAUACUUCCAGUGACUUUACAAGUCUGCGAGAUGCAGUCGUCUCCUGGCUCGAAAACGUUCUCAGAUCAGGAUUUUCCCCAGAGGUGCUGCCUAAUUCUCGUGUUGUGUUCAGCAAUGCUUCCUCAAAGGUAAAGGUGGCUGUACACGUCCAGAUCAACACGACCAAAAUAGAAGACCGACCAUUCCUGCGAGAUCUGAUCAUUAAUAAUGUUAACAGUUCAGGUUUUGAUAUCAUCAGAUCCACUGUUCAAGUAAACGGUCAGGGUCUUGAAUUUGACCGUAUUCCAGUGGCACUACGGUUUGAAACUACUACCUUCACAAUUGAGCUGAAUGAUAGAUCAACUCCCGAGUUCAUUGCACUCAGCUCCAGAGUGACAAAUGUGAUAAACAGUGUCUUUGGAAAUGAUCCGAACUUCACUGAGGUCGUAAUCAAUGGAUUUAGGAAUGGAUCUACUAUAGCAGAUGUAACAACAGUAUUCAGUUUUGGAACAACAAAGCAAUCAACUGUUACCCAAACAAUCAUUGAUAACAGUGAAACAUUCGUGAAGGCUGAUUUCAGCUUGGACAUCAACUUCCUUAUGGGCACAACGACCACCAUCCCAGCAAUGACCACCACCAGAACAUCAACACCCACAACCAGAAGCACAGUGUCAACUACAUCUGAAUCUCCAACAACGGCCAAUGCAACACAAGCAUCAACAACAGCCAAUACAACACAAGCAUCAACAACAGCCAAUACAACACAAACAUCAACAACAGCAGCCAAUGUAACACAAGCAUCAACAGCAGCAGCCAAUGUAACACAAGCAUCAACAGCAGCAGUCAAUGUAACAGAAGCAUCAACAACAACAGCCAAUACAACACAAACAUCGACAACAGUCAAUGUAACAGAAGCAUCGACAACAGCCAAUACAACACAAGCAUCGACAACAGCCAAUGUAACACCAGCACCGACAACAACGGCCAAUGUUCUUGUGACACCUGUGACCGUGGCUCUCAAUGGAACUUUUACACCAGCAUUAUCUAAUAGUAAUUCACCUGAGUUUCAGAAUCUUAGAGACAGUGUAGAACGUCAACUUACAGCGUUAUACCGUAGACGUGCACCUACUGGUUUUCGAGGAUACCGUGUCAUAAGGUUCAGGAGUGGAUCCAUUGAAUCAGUGGGUCAAUUGGAAUAUGACACUAAUGCCACACCACUAUCAAGUUCAGAAGCAGUGAAAGUAUUGGCAAAUGCAGCAGAGAACAACCAAACGUUAGGGAACCUUACGAUUAUUACCACAAGCAUCCGCUCUGGCAGUAUCACUGUGAACAAUUUGGAGCCAGUUUCUCUGAAUAUUUUGUUUGUGAUAGAAAACGUGACUUUUACUGAUUCACUCACCAGCAAUACUUCCAGUGACUUUACAAGCCUGCGAGAUGCAGUCGUCUCCUGGCUCGAAAACGUUCUCAGAUCAGGAUUUUCCCCAGAAGUGCUGCCUAAUUCUCGUGUUGUGUUCAGCAACGCUUCCUCAAAGGUACAGGUGACUGCAUUCAUCCAGAUCAACACGACUAAACUAGAAGACCGACCGUUCCUGCGAGACCUGAUCAUUAAUAAUGUUAACACUUCGGGCUUAGAUAUCAUCAGAUCCACUGUGCAAGUAAAUGGUGACAUGAUUUCCUUUCAAUCGUUCUCGCUGGUUCUUCGGUUUACAAAUCGAAAUUUCGUAGAUGCUCUGAACAACAGGUCAAGUGCUGAAUUCAAAGAGCUCAGCACCACAGUGACAAACGUGAUGAACAAUAUCUUUCAAAACAAUCCAAACUUCAUUGAAGUUAUAAUCGACGAAUUUAGAGAUGGAUCUGUUAUGGCUAUUAGUCAAGCAAUAUUCCUUAAUAAUACAACUCAGCGGUCUGAUGUUAUCCAGCAACUUGUCGAUAAUACUGCCACAUUCAGCAGUGCUAAUUUAAGCUUGGACACCAACUCCCUUAUAGGUGCUACCACCACCACUGCACCCAUGACCACCUCUGCCUCAACCACCACAGUAAACCAGCCACCUCCUGACACACCCUUCCCAGGAUUUGCUAUUGCGAUCAUUGUGAUGUGUCUGUUGGCUAUCAUUGCAAUCCCAAUCCUCAUUGUUGUGUUUGUUAAGACUGGAUUUUGUUCCAAAGUGGCAAACGCAUUCAGACUGGAAGGCCCUGAUGAUUUGGAUAUGAAACUUCCAAUGUUUGGUGGUCGAUCGUACAACUUCCAGUGAUGAUGGGAUGUCAAGGCGCGAUACAACAUGGACUUUGUGUCGAGAGAAGUUAAUUGACAUGGAUUAUGAAGAACACAUACGAACGCUGUUGAUAACAAUGAUUAUCUCACAAAAUCAAUGCCACACAUGAACUGUCAAACACGUGUGCUGUCAUGCUGCUCCAGAAUUACUCUUAAAAUGGCUGCCUUCUCGAAGUGGGUGGUUUCCCUGGCAACCAGUGGACACAUUCACCACAGUGGAAAGCGUAUGCUUUAUGAGGCUGUAAGGGCAGAAUCUGCCUAGUCAAUAUCCCUUUGUGUUGGUAGUUUAAUCUUUAAGUGUUAAAUGUGAGUUUAAAUGUAAGAUUCCCCCCUCCAGCCACCAUCCCCGCUCCUCCCUCUAGCGAAUAAUGACUUCCUUUGUGUUUCUCUGGCCAAAAGUGGAGUCAGUGCGAACAAUGUUUCUGAUGGAUCGACGAGACUUUGAGAAACCUGGCUUUGUACUGGGAAGCUUUAAUUCACCUCAGUUGUUAUAUUAUUAAUGUAAGUAAAGGUAACUCGUACUCGGUGAAGUUGUAGUCAUAUUUAAAAAGAGUUCCUUUUGCUUAGCACUGUAACUGGAGGCCAAUGAAUAAUGUGCUGGGUGGUUCAUUGUUGUAGAGUUUAAGAUGCUGAUGGGACAAAUACAGCAGUAGAAGGCUUGUAGCUGCAUACGUCAAGCUGAAAUGGUGUUCACGAGAGGUGGAAUUCUCCCUCACUUGCAGAUGAUUUCCAAGCUGCAGUCUUUGGGAGUAUUAGCAAUAAAAAGAUCCCUGGGUCCACUGUAAAUGAGUGGAUCUGUGUCACAGGUAAUCAUUGUGUCCUCCAACACAAUUUUGAUAAAAGGACGGCUGAAAUACAAACCAACCCUAAUACUCUGAAAAUGUAUAUUUGCACAUGACACUGCUGCUAUUGUUAUCCCAAUGUCCCCAGGCAUUGCUGUUUUAUUUUGCCAGUAGGCGCGCAGAAGAAAGCUAAAGCCCCAGAAAUGGCCUCAUCAGAGAGGAAGUUGUUUGAACCAAGCUGUUUGUGAAGAAAGUGGAUUUAGUGAUCGGGGCUACAGCAGUCCCAAACAGCAUGCUCAUUCCUUCCUGCGCUCUGUUUAGCCACUUGUGAAGAUGGCCACGCAAUACUCAUUUGAAUUUUUCAGUGAGCCACAACGAUGGGACAGAGAGUCCGUGGAAUUAUUUACAAAAAGGCUUCUUAGCCUGAGAUUUUGCAUGAGCCAUUUUUUGCAAAGACAUCGUGGAUUGAGAUGCUCAGUGCAUCCAUCUGGGAUUGUCCAUUUUGUGCGGGCAUCAGUUGGUCAACAAUGAAGCUCAGACGAUUGUGCCAAUUGCUAAUGCUCCAUUUCAGUUGCUAGGCCCCAGUUUCCUGUAUGUGUGAGCCAAUGAUAUGAGGCACACUCAAUUUUCAGUGCUGUCAGUUUGUAACAAAAGACAUCACAAAUUGCAUUGUGUUUUAUAAUGAGUAUUUACUUUGUGCAUUUGAUUGUGCUGAUAUUUAAGAAUUUUUUGUUCAUAUUGUUAUGUAUUGUUUUGAGUCACUGUAAAGCUAUUAAGACCAGUGGCCAUUCAGGGAUGAAAAUGUUUAAUUUUGAUGUGGGAAAUGGGUGUGUAUAUGUAUAUAUAAUCAAUGGAAAUAUAUUUCAGAUUAGACAGGGUAUGUAAUUCCAAUUUAAUAUGUGCCUCUGUAUUGAUCAUGGAAAGAAUUCUAGGCUGUCUUCAUUUGAAAUCACUGAGCUCAGGGUUCGCCUGGACAUCUAAGCUUCUUUGGAUUUCUGGAUAACACUAAUUGUUGCUUGUUACGAAAUUCACAUUAAGCCAUCAUCUUCUGGUGUACAAGUUGACAAAAUUUACGUAGGUUCAGUGACUGAAAGAUAUUUGACUCCUUAAUGAUUUCAGUUGCAUGAACCCUGCGUUUAACAGAACGACCCCCCCCCCCCCAGUCAGGCUCCGAAUAAAACUGGCCACAACUGUUGGAAACCAGUCUUGAAGUUGAACUGGAUGGAGCCAGCUAGAAUUAACUUUGCUGGGUGUAGCUCAAGUUUGGUGGGACAUCGUGUUUGAAAAUUUCCAAACAUGCAACCCUUUGUCAUACUGUUGUCGGCAAGGCCCACCCUCUGAAAACCUAGCUACUGAUUAAACACAAUGCUUCCAUCAGGGCACAGCCUGCGGUAACUAUCUCAAUAGUACAAAAAGACCUUUGUGGAUGUGUACCACCCUUCGAAGUUUGUGGAAAGUAAUGUGAUUGGCAAUAAAACAUGAGAAUAUUGAAAUUGUCACAACAUCUGCUGCUUUUUCUACUAAUAUCCCUGUAUUAACAUGAAUGAAAUUAUGAAAAAAACAAUACAAAAAACAGGUAUUACCUAAGGGAGCUGCUCUGAAGGACAAUAUAUAUGUGGUGACUUUCACUUAUUCAUAUUGUUUCAAGCACUGCUAAGCAUGAUGAAAAUGUGCCAUUUUUAAAAUGUAAGAGCUUUAAUUCAGAAGAUUAAUUAUAACAUGCUUUAUUGAAAACAAACGUACAACUAAGGAGAGAUAUUUUUCUGACAUAAUGUAUUUUUUUGUAAGCGUUACUAUUAAAUAAAUAUUUCUUACAAUUCAAA